Messenger RNA from Phaedon cochleariae (mustard beetle), 2991 nucleotides. The record is from the annotation of a GenBank genome assembly. Lineage: Eukaryota; Metazoa; Arthropoda; Insecta; Coleoptera; Chrysomelidae.
UGUUUGUGUGCGAGUCGACGUAAAUCACUGAUUUGGUUGGUGCGCGACUGACUGCGAACGGUCGAGGUAUAUAGUGUGACAUGUGUUUGGCAGGCUGAAGCCGAUGACAUUUAGGUUUUUCACAGAAAAGAUCAAGAGAAGAUGCGGUAUUCGACACGCCAUCUAAGGCGGGUUAUUGCGGUGCCUUCGCCAUAUAUAAUUUUUUUUAUAAAUUUGGUGGUGACCGUGUCCAGGGCCAGCGACCUGUGGCCCCUGGCGCGGCCCGAUGGCAUGCCCGCCAUCCAGUCACUGGAGGUGAUGUGCGGCAAGGACCACAUGGACGUGCACUUGUCCUUUUCGCGACCCUUCGAGGGCAUCGUCUCGUCGAAGGGCCAGCACGGCGACCCGCGAUGCGUCUACGUGCCGCCCGCGUCUGGCCAGACGGUCUUCUCCUUCAGGAUCGCGUACGCCAGGUGCGGCACCAAGCCCGACCUGCACGGCCAGUUUUACGAGAACACGGUGGUGGUGCAGUACGACCAGGACCUACUCGAGGUGUGGGACGAGGCGAAGCGGCUGCGCUGCGAGUGGUUCGACGACUACGAGAAGACGGCCUCCAAGCCGCCCAUGGUCAUAGCCGACUUGGAUGUGGUUCAGCUGGACUUUCGAGGUGACAACGUAGAUUGCUGGAUGGAGAUUCAGCAUGGAAAAGGGCCUUGGGCUCCACCAGUCAGUGGAAUCGUUCCCCUCGGUUCGACCUUGACUCUAGUCGUCGCUAUAAAUGAUUACAGAAGCGAGUUCGACAUGCGCGUCAAAUCCUGCCUAGCAUCCGACGGCGCCGGCCACGUGAUCCAGCUGUCGGACGAGUUUGGGUGCGUGGUGCGGCCGAAGAUGAUCAGCCGCUUCCUGAAGGCGCGAGGGGCUGACGAACGGGCUAGCGUGAUCACGUACGCUUUUUUCCACGCCUUCAAGUUUCCCGACGCGCUCAGCGUGCACAUCAAGUGCAAGGUGGAGAUAUGUAGACGCGGCUGCCUCGAUCACUGCCAACUGCAGGAGGACAAAGUUAGUGACAUCGACAUGGAGCACUACGCAGAUCCGCUGGAGAGAAAAGACGUCGAUGUGUCUUCUGAGAACGGAGAUGACAGAGAUAUCCCAGCAUCGGACCUCCGGCCCCCCAACGACGAAGACGUACUUUACGAAGACAUCAUCCACGACGCCACUGGUGACGAUUCCUCGGUGAAGUUGUCCUUCGAUGGCAACUCGAUCCAAGACCGGCGCGCCGCUGCCGGGCACUACCGAGCCGAUCCGAAGAGGCCCGAUGGGGCCGAGAAGGAUUUGGCGGCGUUGCCGCAUCAGGAAAUCCUACCGAUGCCUCUUCGAGACAAAUUCCCCUCCGGCCCGCGCACCUUCGGCCAACCCCGCAACCUUGACUCUCCUCAGACCGCCUCCACCCCUCAAACCACCUCCACCCCUCAAGAUACCCAUACCUCCCAAACCGCCCCCAACACCACGACGCCCCCGUCCCGCCGACGCCGUUCCGUCACCGUCUCGGACCGACGCGCACGCAGCGCCGACGUCGGCGUCAGCAGCCUCUAUGACGUCAUCUCCGAAGCGGACCUGGCAUUCAGCCCGGACGGCCGGCCGGAGGCGGUGGCCGUGUUCCAGGGCCGCAUCAGGGAAGAAGUGGUGUACGGUGUGUGCAUGCCCGUGCCCGGGUUCAGCUUGCUGUUCGUGCUGGUCGCCGUAUCGGCGGUGGUGUCGGCCUUGGUGGCCGGAUCGCUACUCUAUCGGUACCAGAUCCAAAGGGAGCGCCUGGCAGAGCAAGUCCAAGAUGAAUCCGGCUCUAUCCCAUUGAGCGCGUUCUCUAACUGGAUAGGGUUCCGUCUGCUGAGGAAGAACUGCGUCUCGGUGGCCAGACACACCGGCUGCAAGCGGAACGGGGACGCUCCGAUGCAAAUGCGGACUGUGGUGAACGGAAAAGCAGCUAAUGGCGCGUGUAGUUCUCAGAGAGACUGAACCACUAAUUGGUGCCUUAGAGUAGCUCAUAUGUGCAAUAGAGCCGAAUCUGAUUAGACCUAGCAUUUAUUAAUUCGUGAUUUGACUUGUGGUGAGAGUGUCUUUAUGUACUUGACACUCUUGUUACGACGUUUCCGUAUAUUUGGAGUAUGAACAGUCUCAGAAGCACUGACAGUCAAACAUAACCAGAAAGCAGAUUAUAUGUUAUGCCAAACAAAUAGGUCGCAUGUACGAUGACCGACCCUGGAUGUAAAAUAUUGAAACACAACCUCACUUUCCUAUAAAUCAUUGAAAAACAACCUCACUUUUUUCAUUUGUUCAGGAAUCAAAGGAUUGAGAUAGUUUUUCACAAUAUUUUGGCAUACGAAUCGUGUUUCCUGCGGUAUUCAUUAUUUCAAGCAUGCCUUCUCAUUGUGCUGUUGUACAAUGCACAAAAAAUGCAGCGGCCGGGAGACAAAGGAAUAUGAUGUUCCAGGUAAAUAGUUGCAUCACAUAGUUUUCAAUAUGAAAUUUUGUCAUUUCUUAUUAUAAUUCAUUCUGCCACUUCUGCGUUAGGAGCUAAUACUGCUUAUAGAUUGAAAAUGUCUACAACACACACGAUCAUAUUUCGUCAGCAUGUCAGACCAGUCCUGCCGUUCGAUUGCAUGAAUCCAAUCUUCUUUCAUUAUUUUAGAAAUUUCACGAGUAUUUCUAUUAGCUCCUAUUGCAGAAGGAAUUCCGAUGAUAAAUCGUAAGAAUUACCAAAUUUCAGGAAUGAAAACUAUAUGUGACUGACUAUAGUAGGUACUUUUUCGCUUUUCGCUUAGGUGUGGUGUAGUUCAUAGAUGAAAGCCCAAAGUCAUCUCCACAACAGUGAAUGUUGUGGAGAUGACUUCGAGUUUUUAUCUAUAAGUGUUUUAUAUUCUCGUUCAUCCAAACUGCGACUUGAAGUCUGAUAAAUAUUUUCAGUCUCAGUUUGCUUGCAUUCCACCAAAGAUAUAAAAUGAUAUUUUUCAAUUC